Molecule: messenger RNA, 3827 nt
Organism: Bursaphelenchus okinawaensis
Lineage: Eukaryota; Metazoa; Nematoda; Chromadorea; Rhabditida; Aphelenchoididae
Source: the annotation of a GenBank genome assembly
AUGCCGUGGAGUUUGGUUGUUUUCUAUGCAUAUCUACUCACACAUCUGGAAGGAUUCGGCUACAAGCAGCACGAUGUGAGUGGUUUUUGAUUGAAGGAUUACUUGUAGAUAACAUUACGUUAAUGGGAAGUCAUCUCGGUUUUUAAGUUGAGUUAGUCAAUAAACUGUUUAAGACCAUGAUAAACCUUUUGAACAAAGAAGAUAUUAAAAUACUGUUCAGAAGAAUGUCUUUGCUCAAAACCCUCAUCGCUACCACGACUUCAUCUCGACCUUGAGGCAGGAUCACCAGUUCAGGUAAGCCAAAGUGACAGCCAUUUACAGAUUUGCAGACCAAAACGACAAGUCAAUCAUUUUCGGAAUACGAAAUUCGACCCCGACUAUGCCCCCAACGACCUUUGCGAACCUUGGAACUCCGGAAGCCAGACCGACGACUAUAACUGGUAAUUAAACGUUGUUAACCGUAUUUCGUAUUAGGAGCGAGCCCGCCGACCGAUUGUUUAAAUUAAUUACCCUCAACAAUGGCUACAACAUGUACAUGCCGCCUGGCCAACAUCACGGUGAGCUAGUUUAACGUAAAAGCAAUAUAAACCAUGAAAUCUCGAUACUUUUCCCACAAAAAAGUAUGUUAUUCAUGUAUUAUAAUGAUCCAGAAUUAAAAAAAACACUAUAUAUAGCCAUGAAUUCUCAAAAAUAACAACCGAUUCUAGGUCAGACCACGAACGUCUCAGUCGCCUUGUACAUCGAGUCCAUGAGCUCAGUCAAAGCUCAAACCAUGGACUUUGAAGUAGACUGUUACCUAGCUAUCGGGUGGUAUGACAGAAGACUCAGCCAUAACUGUACACACCCUAUAUUGGUAACUCACAAAGCCGUUGCUGAAGAAAUAUGGAACCCUGAUCUCUACUACGUCAACGCAAAAUACGCUUACCUCCAAGAAGUGACUACUCCCAACUUCAUGAUGUUCGUCUACCCAGAUGGGCUGGUCUUCAAGUCGAUGCGAACGGUCGUGACAUUGUCCUGCAUGGUUGAUCUUCAGUUCUUUCCCAUGGAUAAGCAGAGCUGUCCUUUGACGAUUCAGAGCUGUGAGUUCAUACCUAAACAAUGCUUUUUAAUAUUCAUAAAUAAGUAUUGCAACAAAAACACAUAUAAUUGUCAACAAAUGCAUAGAAUCUUAAUGAAUUUGAAGUUUUAAACUUCAUUUUUGCUUUUUGGCCUAUUUUUCCAUCAAGAAUUUUGACGAAAAAUCGUACGAAAUUUCGUCGAACAAGCAUUGGUCUGGGCGCAAGUUGCGUUUUAUUACUUUAUACGACGAAAAGUCUAAAAAAUAAAAAAAAGAAUUUUGGACAAAAAAUUGUACUCUUCCGACCUUUCUUGUUAUCUUACAAAACCGUUCUUUCGAUAAUUCACCUCAUAUAUGUUUUAAAGUGCAUUAUAGAUGCUUAUAUCGAGAGUUUGUUGAAUUUAUCAUGGCAUGUUGAUUACCCGUUUUACCCGAUAGCCAGUAAUGAGGGACUAAAACUGAACGACAUGGAGAUCACUAACAUAAACUUCUCCAAAUGUUCUGGACCGUACGCUAUGUUUAGAGGAACAGGUAGGGGGUGUUCUAGAUAACAUAUUUUUUCAUUUUUGUAAUAUUAGUAAUAAUGUUACCUAAAACGAGUGAACUGUCUAAAUAAGAUCAGCUUGUUCUUUGUCUUGAACUGUUUAAAGUAAAAUAUUGUGUUAUAGGCAAUUGGUCGUGUAUCAGAGCUAUCAUCGAGAUGCGGAGACUUGUAUUAUAUCAUGUUGUUCAAACCUAUAUUCCAUCAGGUGAGGUAUCACUAUAUUUUUUAUUACAGUAUCAAAGUUAUUUACUACAAUAGUAGAGUAAAAAGGCAUUUUCCAAGACAAUAAUUUAAACUUUCAGCUAUGUUGGUAUCGAUCUCAUGGAUGACGUUCUUCUUGCCAGCUCGUGCUUCUCCUGCUCGGAUCUCGCUUACCAUCACUAGUCUACUUACUUUAACUACGAUGUGCAAUGGAGCUCGGCAGGAUCUUCCUCAGGUACGUUUUUUAUAUUUGUAACAUUUUUUAAAUUAUAAAAUUUUAUUUUAGGUCAGUUAUAUCAGCGCGCUUGAUGUUUGGCAUUUUGUGUCACAGGUAUAUUAAUUUAUAGUAUUAAUCAUACGUCGAACAGCAAUAAUAAAGGGACUAAAACUUGUUUAUACGCUAUAUCAAUUUUGUUUUGUAAUACCCCCAAUUUUGCAGGCUCUGAUAUUCUUGGUGUUAUUGGAGUACUCGUUUGUCAGCUACUACAUGACACGAGGCACGGGCCACUGUAAACAUCGUAUGUCUCAGGACUCGAGUAGACAGCUUAACGUACGAACAUCGCCUUCAUCUCAAUUUACUCAACCAGAGGAUACGCGAAUUCGAUUGUUAAACAAUAAUAAUAUAAACGAGUACCAAACCAAACGACACGGAUCUUUGGCUAACACAUUAAACGGGAAGGCUAGGCUAAGAAGAACACAUUCUAGUCUGGACCGGAACAAUUCCAUUCAUAGUCCAAAGUCGUUUUCAGUAGCCACUGGAGUGGAACAGUGUAUUACGAAUAGUGCGGUAAGGAUAAUAUGAUACUUGUGAGUUUGUUUAAGCUUUUGUUGGGACUGUAGCUUGGCUUAUGGUUCCAUUUGGGAGCCAGGCUUUAGUUUUCUAUGUGGAGUAGUCUUUUUGUCAAAAAAUGUAUAGAAUGGUUAGCUUUUCUAUUAAUUUUUGGGACACAAAAUGCAUUAGAUCUAUGAAUAAGCAUUUUAUGUUGUUACAAGUUUAAAAGUACAGUCUUUAUAUAUUAAUUAUGUUUUUUAAAUCAUCUCAGUUAGCCUUAUUUGCAAUAUAACACAGUAUGUCUUAUAAAAAUUUUACAAAAUGAUCACUUUUGGUAACGUACUCACUAAUAUCACUGGUUUCGUAUCGUAAUACUGGCUUUUGUUUAUCUCACAGAUGUUUUGUCGCUUGGCUCACCUCCAGCAGCAACAAGAACGACUUAUGAUCGAGUUUCAAAAGCAGCGACAGAGUGUGUUUGACAUUGAAAACGACACCGCGGUAAGUCGCUUCAGUAAUAACAACAUCACGCGCUUUACUGCAAUGUAUUUACAUGUAGCACUGGUUUAUGUUCGCAUUAGCUUUGUAAUUUGAAACAAUGUCAAUUUGGUUGUUUUUAAAAUUUUAAAAGGUAUAAUAGCACAAAUGACACGUUGUGAACUGUAAAUAAAAAGUAUAACUAUAUGUCGGUGAAUGAGAAGGUUCAACUAAAUUUAAGACUAUGUUAUAAAGAAGUCUUUUAGGAGUUGCUGGCAACACACUGUAACGUCUCUAUGGACAAUAUGCUCGACAUGCGUAGGCCAUGUGUGGAUUGUCAGUUGGAUAACGAAAUUAAAGCCAAAAUGAUUGAUUACUGUAGGUUUACGGCGUUUAUAAAUUUUUUUCAAAAUUAAACGUUUGUUAUAGAAUUAUGAUUAUAGAAGUAAAGAAGGUUUUUUACUGUGUUUUACAUGAUAUAUUUGUCAAAAAAAAACUACUGUCUGUAUCUUUCCUUCUGAUCUUGUUUUGACCUUUUUUCUAUGAAUUUAUUGACCGAAUAAAUCUUCAUGUUUUCUGCUAGUUGACUCUUAAUUAUAAAUAUUAAUUUGUAAUUGAUUCGCGUGUCUGCAUCUGUUUCCAACAUGUUGUUUAUGUUAGAUCUAUGAUAUAUUACACGACUUUCACUUGCAGACAGUCGUAUCGCGUUUCCUUCCGUUUUCUUCACCUUCACCAUCAUCUAUUGGUUCUUCUACGGGUAUUACACGAGAUUGCAUUAA